This is a messenger RNA of Austrofundulus limnaeus, 1995 nucleotides long. It is a transcript of the gene serhl, whose product is annotated as serine hydrolase like. Gene Ontology annotation, cellular component: membrane. NCBI's taxonomy places the organism in Eukaryota, Metazoa, Chordata, Actinopteri, Cyprinodontiformes, Rivulidae. The transcript has 12 exons. The coding region runs from base 114 to 1097 and encodes 327 amino acids. The record is from RefSeq and is a predicted model, not a curated record.
AUGUGAGUGUCGGUGAACUUGCCUUGCAAAGUCAUUAGUAGGCAGCAGAUUUUGUAUGUCGAUAUAAUUUGAAACUGUAUUUGUUGUUUUUGUCUGUAAAAGUUUUCUCUGAGAUGAUUCAAGCUUUGAAAAGCGUCAGACACAUGACAUCCGGAACAAUAAAACAGACAGUUUCAGAGCUCUCUAUACCACUACCUUGGGGAGAAAUCAGAGGCAAAAUCUGGGGUCCAGAUCAUGGCCGUCCGGUUCUGUGCCUCCAUGGCUGGGCGGAUAACUGUGGAACAUUCAACACCCUCAUUCCCCUUCUACCCAAAGACUUCAGAUAUGUGGCGAUGGAUCUGCCGGGUCACGGCUGCUCAUCACAUCGUCCGCCUGGAAUUCUGUACAGCUUUCUCUCCUACGUGAUGGAUGUGCGCAGAGUUGUUGACGCUCUGCGGUGGAGCAAAUUCUCCAUCAUCGGCCACAGCAUGGGUGGCAACAUAGCUGGGACGUUCAGCGCUGUUUACCCUGAGAUGGUGGACACUGUUGUACUGGUGGACUCCUUUGGAUUUUUACCUACAGACUUGAAAGAGCUGCCAGAAAUCCUGAAGCAGGGGAUGGAUGGGAUGUUAGAGAUGGAAAAGCAGAGUAAAGAAAAGCCACCAAAGGUUUAUAGCUAUGAGAAGGCUGUUGAGAGGCUCAUGGCUGGAAACGAAAGUCUGACUGAAAAGUCUGCAAAAAUCCUUUUAGAGCGAGGCCUGGUUCAAGUCGAAGGAGGUGUGGUAUUCUCUCGAGACAUGCGUCUGCAUUUGAGAAACAUUGUUCGCUUCAGUUUGGAGCAAAAUCUGGAUUUUCAGUCAAGAAUUGAAGCCUCGGUUCUAGUUGUUCUGGCAGAAGGUGGAUUUGGAAAACUAUUAAGUGAAGACGAUAAGAAGAAAUUUCUGUCACAAAUUAUUCAGGGCUACAAGGACAAAAAUCACACGGUGGUGAGCGUUCCAGGCAAUCAUCACGUCCACCUGAAUAAUCCUGAAGUUGUUGCUCCAGUCGUGUCAAACUUCCUGAUGAGCGAACUGCUUACUCAAUCAACGAGAUCAGAUGUUCAUACUUCCAAAUUAUAGGAAGCACAGACUAGUAUUAUUCAUUGAACACAAAUCAUUUCAAACUACUAAAUUUAACAACUUUUAAUCUGUAGUUGUGAGUUUUUUUAUUACCACAGCAUUAUUUUACACUCACUUUUGUGCCAAAAUCUCAUUUGUCUAAUUGCCUUAGCCAUCGGGUUCACACUUCAAGUGUUUAAUGAGCUGUAUAAGCUGCAGUCCCAUUAGCCAGGAAACAAUAAUGUCUGUUAAUCAAAGGUUCAAUUUUGAAUUUUCUAUGUUUACAAGAGUUUGUUUACAAGUGUUUGUACUAUUCUUAGCGUAAGUAGUCAUCAGUAAUCAUCUUAAAGUUACUUUUCAGUGUCUGAUAAUUAAACAUCUUCACAUCAAAAUAACAGUAAAUUCAUUGUUACUGUAUAAAAAUUUGUACUUUUCAAAGUGAUACAAACUUCUUCUUUUUUUUUUGGAAAUUAUCAAAUUCCUAAAAUGUAAUUUCUCUUAGGAUAUAUCUUUAAAUAAAAGGAGUUUUAGCUCUUUAGUGGCAUUUAACAUGAUAGGAAACAAAACUAUUUUUGAUUUAUUAUAAAACAAGUCAGAACUUUUAAGGUCUGUAAAGUUUGGAGAAAGAAAUGUUUUGAAUUUAAAGCUCAUUAACAGUUGUGAAAAUAGCAGAUUAUAGCAUCUUUUAGCAGUCAGAGAGGGCAAACUUAACUCUUCACGUAGCAUUAACAUCAGCUACAGUAGCUAAAAGGAGUGAAUCUGUGGAUGGAUCAACAUGAUCUGGUCUCAGCUGUCAGUUUUUUUUUUCUAUGAAAAUAUUUUAGUGCCUUUAAUGUAUUUUGACCUUCUGACUGCAGACGCAUUGAGGAAAUUCAUUUUGCUAGCAGUCAUAAAAUAAAAGUCUCUGCUCUUGUUUUUA